Fomitiporia mediterranea MF3/22 is the source of this 744-nucleotide messenger RNA. RefSeq lists its product as uncharacterized. The record is from RefSeq and is a predicted model, not a curated record. Bases 1 to 606 code for a protein of 201 amino acids. The transcript is spliced from 2 exons. NCBI's taxonomy places the organism in Eukaryota, Fungi, Basidiomycota, Agaricomycetes, Hymenochaetales, Hymenochaetaceae.
AUGCAAACGGAGACACAGUGGCGUUUGAAAGAACCUGUCCUCGACACAGAGAAGUAUCUCAGGAAUCCUGCGAAACAUUCGCCAUUCCGAACCGCCAGUUAUCGCCCCUUCUACUGGUGGGACGUAGGACCCGACUCGGCUGAAGCGUCCUUGCCGUGGCUCGCUAAAUUCGAUCCAUACCUCCGUGCAGACAUCGCAAAGAUGCGCAAAGACAAGUAUCAACGCGAGUACGACGGAUGCAACGUCUAUGCGUUGCAGAACCAAACCAAUCUGAGGCGCAAGGGGGCGAAGUACGGCGAUGACCGCUGGACGCACAUGAAGCGCUGCCAAUUGUGCGACCAUGAUAACGUCGUUGCAACCACGCCUGGUUGGUAUCGCUGCCAGGGAAGGUCGUACUACGGUACGCAGUGCACGGGACAAUUCGAGGUGACUGUACGGGAUGCCGCGCGCGCUCGGAACAUGCGCCCUGAGGACCUCAAGCCAUACGAGGAUCUAAGCGACCGCUAUGACUAUGAGGCACGCCGAAAGAAGAACAUGGCGAGAACGAAGGCACUCCCUGUUACUAAACCACCUGGCUUUUGGAAGCGGGCAUUGGGUGUAGCCUGACGUACAUCGGCAGAUGCGGGUCUCUAAUUACCUUUGUAUAUGCUUCAGUUGUACUGAGCCUGUAAACUGAUCUUGUUCGAGGCACAAGUUUGCUCAUGUAUAUAUGUAUAUGUGCCUCUGGUAGGCAGUGUAUGGAAU